UCACGUGAUUUCCGGUUUGAUAUUUUACUUACUUGAAAAAACAAUGUUUGUUUCGAUGCAGUAAUUGGUCACGAGGAAAUUAAUUAUAGAUGUAGUUUAAUAUGUUAACAGUAUAUUAGUUUUGUUUGGCUUUACCAACCGCACUUUUGCACAAUGCAGAUGACAGCACACAGACAUCUCAACAGUUGACAGUUGCUCAUGGUUCAUUUCUCAAGCCACGGGUGCCUUAGGACUGCUAGUGUAAUUGUGUAGAAAGAUACAAAGAUGUGCCAUUGUUAAUGGAUACUCCAGACUGUGGUUCACAUAUGCUGUAAAUCACGACAGCUGUAAAUAUAUAACAUUUCUAUUAUCACCCUAGUGGUAUACCACACAGGCUACAUAUCACCCUGAUUAGGUUACAUAUCACACUGGAAACUGCUCGCAACGGCCAUGGACCUUACCAAGUGUCUUCGCAUUGGGUCUUUGUUCCUGACCCUCACCCUGUGGGCCUCCUGUGACCUUGACCUCACCAAGGAACCUGGGCACCUGAAACCCUUCGGAACUGGUGGGGUCAACAGACCAGUAGAGGAAAUUGACGGGUUUCCUGACCCGGAAUAUUUCUUUGAGAAUUACGUCAAGCCAACGAAGCCCCUGAAGAUGAAGGGAGCAGCUCGUAUAUCGAAGGCGAUGGGAAAAUGGAGUGACGAGUAUUUUCUGAGUCUGGAUGAUGACCUUGACACAGAGGUGAAGUUGGAGACGAAGAAGAAGGAGAACCGGCUCCAGGCGGUCGACAUGAUGACGUUCAAGAACUUUGUGAGGAUUUAUAACCAGACUGAACACUAUAUGGUGGAUUCUGUACCUCCAGCACUAAGAGGUGACAUCACUAUCCCAUGUCCGCUGCAGUGCAAACAGUUGGCAGAACACAACUUCGUGGAUAAUAUAAUGUGGUUCAGCAGUGGUGGAACCAAGUCCGUGGUGCACACUGACUCUGUGGACAACAUCAACUGUCUGUACCGAGGAGAGAAAACACUCUACUUUGUAGACCCAUCUGUACAUCGACAUGAUGUGCACAUAGACCAUCCUGAAGGUGCCUACUCAGGAAUGGACGUCGAUGCAGUGGAUUACACCAAGUACCCGGGCAUGGCCAAGGUGGAGUUCUACCAUGUGAAUGUCAGUGCAGGGGACUGCCUUUAUAUACCUUAUCUGUGGGUCCAUCAGGUACGCUCAUAUGACAGCAACCUUGCUGUAAACGUCUGGUGGCAUAGAUACGCGAAGGAUGAUCUCGACUACAGCGCCUGCAACCGCCAGUGUAACACAGAGUACACCAUGGCCCAGGCAAAGUUUAUGGGACUAGAAACAAUCCAACAUGACCCAAAUGAAGUCAGGGAUUAUUUUAUGACAUACAUCUCUAAUGAUACAGACUUGGAAGGAUUCAUACAGAUUUUAGUUGCGGAUGAUUAUGACAAGAUUGUGAAUGACACAACAUAUGUGAGGGACUUCACAGAGAUGUUUGAGAUGCUCGAUGCAGACAAAGACGGGCUGCUAAGUUUAACGGAUAUAAAGGCCUUGGAUAAUGAGGCCUGGAGAGCAAUAGGAGAUCUGCUGGAACUGGUGAUGCAGGACAUGGAAGAGGAAUUUGAGGCCAGCCACAUUGACCCUGACCUUGACCCUGACCAUGGGGCAGCUGGGGACUCUGAUGAGAUGGAUUUGCAUGACGAACUGUAGUUGCUUCUGAGUUGCUUUCUUUUUUUUAAUCUUGAUGUAAGUCUCGUACUGGGAAAGCCAGGCUUAAUGAUGUGCGUUAAGUGUCAUUCCAAAUUACCCUUUGCAGUCUGCACAGGCUAGUCUGGGAAAACACUUUCCGCCUGGACUGGAUGUACGUUUAUAGGUGACUUUAUUUUAACCCAAACAAUUGCAUUAUGGCGUAAAGUGUUGUCCACGAUUAUCCUGUUCUAACAGCACAGGUUUAUCUUGGUAGACACUUAACCCACAUGCAUAAAGUCUAGCUUUCUAGAUUGAGGCUCAUGAUUACCUGGUGGUGGGAUUUGGUUACCUGAAACUUGUAUGUGCUAUAAGUUUAUGUUUUGAAUUUUGAACAAAGUCUUUUGUUAAAACAGGUUAUGGUCUUUUAUAUAUAUAAAUAUGUGUAAGUAUAAACGCUUUUAUAAUGUGUUGGUCAUUCUUUAUAUUUAUUUUCAAUGAUUUUUUAAGGAUGUUUAUUUGGUUUGUUUUCUUCUCAAAAUGUAGGACUGCUCAUUUGAUGUGGGUACAUAAAAAGUAAGGGGCAGGUUAAAUGUAUUGCCUGUUUGAUCUGUCAUUCUUGUUAUCUCCAAUCUUAACAACAUGUCAUGUGUCCAAAAUAAAUGAAAAACGUAUUCAUUUGCAAGCCUAACAAUGUGUCAUUUCGCCUACUUAAUGUAAUAAGUCAUGUAAGUGAUACUUUUAUGUAUUUUUACUUUUUUCCAUUGUUGUGUUUAUUAAGGUGACAUACAUCAACUUGUAAAAUAUUUAGUCAACCUUUUUGGUAAAAAUAAUGUUUUUAUCAAAUUUUUGAAAUUGACAUAACAAACACAUGUCAUUUUCUGAAUAUAAAAAGCGUAACUGACAUUUUGCUAAAUUUUCAGAAGCAAAAAAAUGUUUUAUUAAAAUUAUAAACAUUUUUUCGUUUUCAAAUUUUCUGAUAAGUAUUAUAAUAACACUUGAAAAACGAAACCAAACUCCAAAUUGAUAUGUCUUUUUAAAAACAAUAAAAAAAAUAAGAAAGGAGCAGUUACCAUAAUUUCAACACUGAAAUAUUUUGAGUGCAAAAAAUAACGUAAGUGCUCUUACUGUAUUUUGGAAAAUGUCUGAAAAUAUGCUUUCCUGAACAAUUCACAAAAUGUCAGUUACCCUAGUUAUUACAUUCAGUAGACGAUUUGUAUUGGCAGGUCCCCACAAUGAUGAGCUGUAGUGAUGGGUGGCUCUAUUUUCCAUUAAAAUGGCAAAGCCCAGAAGUUUAAUAUUCGGUGUUUAACAUUGCUUUGUGGUAUUCUACAAAGAUUUUGCAAA
Molecule: messenger RNA, 3027 nt
Organism: Dreissena polymorpha
Lineage: Eukaryota; Metazoa; Mollusca; Bivalvia; Myida; Dreissenidae
Product: tRNA wybutosine-synthesizing protein 5-like
Exons: 11
Coding region: 430-1704 (424 amino acids)
Molecular function (GO): 2-oxoglutarate-dependent dioxygenase activity; calcium ion binding
Source: RefSeq, a predicted model, not a curated record